AUGGCGGCUAGCGGCGCGCUCCCCGUGGUUGAUCUGGCGCCUUUCUUCACCAAGGACGGCAAGGGCGGCAUCGCCGGCGCCACCGAGGCCGUGCGCCAGGCAUGCCAGACGCACGGGUUCUUCCGCGCCGUCAACCACGGCGUGCCGGUCGAGCUCAUGGCGCGCGCGCUGGAUCUGUCGGCCGCGUUCUUCGCACUGCCGGACGAAGAGAAGGCCAAGAUCCAGCCGGCCCAGGGGUCUAGGGUGCCUGUCCCAGCCGGUUACGGACGGCAGCCGGCGCACUCGGCCGACAAGAACGAGUACCUGGUGGUCUUUGAUCCCAAGCUCGGGCUCAACGCGUACCCCGCUGAGCCUGCAGGAUUCAGAGAGACCGUGGAAGAGUGCCAUGCCAAGCUCAUCGAGCUGGGGUUGCUCAUCCAAGACAUCCUGAACGAGUGCAUGGACCUUCCGCCGGGCUUCCUCAAGGACUACAAUGACGACCGCGGCUUCGACCACAUGACGGCAAAGCGCUACUUCCCGGCGACGGAGGAGGAGAACGACGGCGUCGGGGUCCUCACCGACGGCCACUGGGUACCGGCGGAGCCCGCCUGCGGCAGCAUCAUCGUCAACAUCGGCGAUGUCAUACAGGUGCUGAGCAACAACAAGCUGAAGAGCGUGACGCACCGGGUGGUGAGGAAACCUGCGCACAGGCACUCGUUCGCCUUCUUCUUCAACCUGCACGGCGACAAGUGGGUCGAACCGCUGCCGGAGUUCACGGCUAAGAUCGGCGAGGCGCCGCGAUACAGGGGGUUCCUUUACAGGGAGUACCAGCAGCUGCGCGUGAGGAACAAGACCCUUCCGCCGGUUAGGCCCGAGGACGUCGUCAACAUCACCCACUAUGCCAUCUAG
Miscanthus lutarioriparius is the source of this 888-nucleotide messenger RNA. The record is from the annotation of a GenBank genome assembly. NCBI's taxonomy places the organism in Eukaryota, Viridiplantae, Streptophyta, Magnoliopsida, Poales, Poaceae.